This is a messenger RNA of Lates calcarifer (barramundi perch), 4303 nucleotides long. RefSeq names its product SEC16 homolog B, endoplasmic reticulum export factor (gene sec16b). Gene Ontology annotation, biological process: autophagy; COPII vesicle coat assembly; Golgi organization. The record is from RefSeq and is a predicted model, not a curated record. Gene Ontology annotation, cellular component: ER to Golgi transport vesicle membrane; endoplasmic reticulum exit site. Lineage: Eukaryota; Metazoa; Chordata; Actinopteri; Centropomidae.
UUUCCUUGUGACCGUCAUCCCUGUAACAUUACUAAGACAGACCGGAGACCAGCCGACUCUGAGUAACGCUGAACGUCCUCUACAUCCUUCCUACCGGCAACGUGGCAGGACUCAACACUUCAAAGAUGUACUUUUCCCCUCAUGUCACCUACAGUCCACGGAUAGUCGAGUGGAAUUGACACAGAGGAGACUGACGCUCAUGUUGUGAGUCCCCAGUGAAAUGAUGUGGCAGUCGUGAAUGUACUUUGACUGCGUCUGGCACAUGUAAGCUGUGUAGGGGUCGUCAUGGAUCACAGAGGUCACCCCUGGCCCGACUCUGGCCGUCCCUCCCACAGAGCCAAAGACAGAGAGGACUACUACAGAUAUCCUCAGCAGGACAGGGAUCAGAGCUACCCACCAUCAGACCCCAGAGAGAGGGACAGGCACUGGGCUCAUCCUGAUCCCCGUUACAGCGCUCACUUCACCAGUCCUCCUGCCAGACCAGAGCAGUAUCCUUACAACUCCCACCAGUAUCCGUAUGGCUAUGGGCGACCAGAACAUCAGAGACCCCAGUCCAGGCAUGGGUAUGACUACCCACCCCACAGCCACUGGGACUACAGAGACCACUAUGGUUAUUAUGACCAUGACUACUACAGAGGACAGCAUGGACGACCAGAUGCCGGCCAUUGGGGUCCCCAAGACUCAUGGGGAACAGAGCGUUUCCAUGACAGAAAACACAAGCAGGAACAUUCAGGGAGCUCCUACUCAGAGGAGUACAGGUAUGACCAAGGGAGAGACAAGACCCAGAAUUACCUCAAUGACUACGAGGAAAAUCCUUCUAAGGAGAAUGAAGAGGUUUCCUCUUAUUACCUUGGGACAUUAGAAAGUUCCAGAACCUCAGGGUUAUCUUCCAGCAGCUAUGAACUGAGUCAGUACAUUAAUGGAGCUGAACACAGUGACCCUGUCCCACAGCCCGGUCACACAUCUGAUGCAGAGCAUGGACCUGGGCAUCAGACCUCAGCUCCUCUGAAGUACUCAAUCCCUCAUGCAGUAGUCAGCUUCGGACCUGCAGGCCAGCUGAUUCGGGUCACUCCAGGCUUGUCCACACAGGAGAACGUCAGCCAGCUGGAAAUCCACAGCCUGGAAGUCAUUCUGAGUGAGACACAGGAACAGCAGGAGAUGAGAAACUUUCCUGGUCCACUAACUAGGGAAGAUUUGCACAAAGUGGAUGCUAUAGAGUUUGCCCACCAGAAGUCAGGCACCUGCAUGAGAGACGACAAGCUGCAGGAAAAGAGCUCUGCUGCCCUCUUGUGGAAUCUACUGAUACUUCUCUGCAGGCAGAACGGACAAAUAGUUGGAUCAGAUAUUGCAGAACUGCUGAUGCAGGGCUCACAUUCAGAUGGAAGCUGGGAGUCAGAUGCUCCCACACUCAUUGACUUCAGUGAGAGCACAAAUACUGAAGCGCCGCCUCAAAAAGGAGAGGACCUGCUCACAGGAAACUGGAGCAGUUUCAGCUCUGAGACUUCUGAGAAGGCCCUGCAGAGCUACACUCAACUGCUGCUGGCUGGAAGAAAGAAGGAGGCCUUGGAGUCAGCUAUGAGCACCGGCCUGUGGGGACAUGCACUUUUUCUGGCCAGCAAAAUGGACAACAGGUCCUAUACCACUGUGCUGAGCAGGUUUACAGGCCAGCUAACGGCCAGUGAUCCUCUCCAGACUCUCUUCCAGCUGCUGUCUGGGAGAAUCCCUGCUGUAGCCACGUGCUGUGGAAAUGAAAAAUUGGGAGACUGGAGGCCCCAUCUGGCCGUCAUACUCUCCAAUGAGACGGGAUAUCCUGCUAUCCAUCAGAAGGCCAUCAUCACCAUGGGAGACACACUCGCCUCCAGAGGCCUACUACAUGCCGCCCAUGUGUGCUACCUGACAGCCAGUGUUCCCUUUGGGGCGUUCACACAGAAGGCAGAGAGACUGGUGCUUCUCAGCAGCAGCCACAGGCAAUCUUUUAAAUACUUUGCCACAAACUCUGCCAUCCAGUGCACUGAGUUGUAUGAGUACUGCCAGACACUUGGGGGCAAAAGCUUUUCAAUACCAUCUUUCCAGGUGUAUAAGUUCCUGUAUGCCAGUCGACUGUUGGAUUGUGGGCUUUCAUCUCAGGCCUUCCAUUACUGUGAGGUGGUAGGACAGACAAUCCUCAGACAGAGGGAGCCUUUCUUUGUGCUGACUGGCGAGGUUAUUAAGCUGGCAGACAGACUGAGACACUCUGAGGGUCAGUUCAGUGAAGCAGGUGUCUGUGGAGCCGAGCUGGAACCCGACUGGCUCCAACAGCUGCGUGCUAGGCAUCACAGUUUCCAGACGGGGAGUUGUGACUGUACUGAAACAUACGAGCCAGCACCUGCUUUGGCCCAUGACGACAGCAAAGUGCACUCAGAAUUUGGCCUGGAUGACCAGAGUCCUGAGCCUGAACUCCUUUAUUACAGAGCCAGUGAGGAUCAAGAGAGCUUUGUCCAUCAGACUGAAGGAAACCCUGAGGAAAUGACAGCAUUAUCAUGGGACACCAGAGGAGCUCAGGACUGGCCAUGCGCCAAUCCUCCAAUGCCAGUAAACCAAGUUUAUGCUCCCACAGUGCCCACAGUGGCCACAAGCCAAGACUUCAGUUAUCAUAACACAGAUAGUGCUGAAGUCAGAACUGCCUCGCCACAUUGUCCUCUGAGUAAUCUAUCAUCAGCAGCAGAGGGGGGUGGGUCAUCUUCUGGAACAGGCAUGAUGCUGGAGGUUGACAUCAGUCACCAGGGACAAAGCCAGCAGAGCAUCCCACAAGGUUUAGAGUCCUCUGAGCUGACGAACGAGCUACCCAAACAGAGCACCAAGACGGGGUGGUUCGGUGGUUGGUUCAAAUCAAAACCCAAAGAUGUCCAAAAGGAGAAUUCAGAACAGGGAGGCCCGACUCAGACAGCACCACCCACAACUGGCUUCUGUCCUCCUCCCCCAUCUGCCAUUGUCUCUCGAAACAUGAUUCCAUGCCAGCCCUCCUCUGCUGGCAUCAAUCCCUUCUCAAGGAAAGCAGGCCAGCAGCUGGGGUAGAAACCUUGAAAAGACCACUAACCUGCAUUACAGGAUCACAGACAUCACUAAAACCAAAGUAAGGAUCUCACACCUUAACAGUGGUAUAUGUCUAAAGAGAGCUCUACCUGAGCUUGGAGGAGCACCAAUAAGAUCCAUACCACUGACCACUGCCCACAUUUCUUUUUUAAGGGUGCCCUUUCAAACCCCACCCCCAACCCCCAACCCCCAACCCAGCUUGCCCACCAUCAUGUCAGAUACAGAAAUACUCUGGCAUGACCUGGCACAGUAACUCAUAUUGCAGCAACUAAAACAGCUGAGCUGGACUUUGCAAAAGCAGGGAAUAUUUGAGGGAAAGGAAAUCUUAAGUGACCCCAGUAACCACUUAUGUAUGAGCGAUUUGACCUGGUCCAUCAAUAGCAAUAACACUGAGGGAAGCUUUAGUGUGGCAGGAAAAAGUUUGGAGUAGCUGGCUCAACUGUGACCACCUGCGUAAGUGCCCACUGAGUAUCAGUAUCAUCGGCACUCUCACAGCUCGGAUCACCCCAAAAUGAUUAUCCAUGCUAUAUAGGGCAAGACCUUAUCCACCAGCUAAAUUUAAGUUAGAAAUCCAAUCCCAUUGUAUCAUAUCUAUGCACAUAAACACAAUUACCCAAUAUAUCAGAAAUAAUGUUUAAAUACAAAUAGGAUACAAGUUAAAAAUGUAACCCAGCUCUAAUCGUCUAAGCUGAGUAAGGAGAGUUUGUUGUCUGAGGCUUGUAAAUGAUAGCACAGAAUGAAUGAUCUUUGAUUGUUUUUACAUCUGUAAAGUGGAAUAGUUUCAUGCAAAAAUGGAGGAGUGUGUCCCCAUGUUGUCAUGCUGCCAGGUAGGAUGAUGCCACAUGGUUGGGGGGAGGGGCAAUUGGGAAAGACCUCUGCCAGACAAACAGCCAGCAUGCCCUACAGCAGACAUGUAUAGAAUCAAACUGUUCAUAUGCUGAUGAUAUCUGCAGUGCCUUCAUUCGAGAACGGGCCUUGUUGAUUGCCCUGAUAUGUAAAUGUUUGUGUGAGGACAAAGCUAGUGGAGGCCCUUCACAGUGUAUAUAAAACACAUAGUAAUAUAUAUUCUUGGAAUAAAUUCUAGAACAAUCUUUUUAUAACCCUAUCACAUUGUAAACAAGUUUUUGUUGUAAUUGCAACUGUCUUUACUAUGUAUGACAACAUAUGUGAAUGAUUUUUGUACAUCUGUACCAGCACAUUAAAUGUAUUAAUUACAAGUAUAUCUGUGCAA